Molecule: messenger RNA, 750 nt
Organism: Sorex araneus (European shrew)
Lineage: Eukaryota; Metazoa; Chordata; Mammalia; Eulipotyphla; Soricidae
Gene: COMMD7
Product: COMM domain containing 7
Exons: 9
Coding region: 90-692 (200 amino acids)
Biological process (GO): tumor necrosis factor-mediated signaling pathway; negative regulation of DNA-templated transcription
Molecular function (GO): NF-kappaB binding
Source: RefSeq, a predicted model, not a curated record
GCGCGGGGCGGGGAGUGCCCGGGCGGCCGUGGCGAAAGUGCGGCUGCGGACGCGCGGCGCGGGGCGGCGGCGGCCGGGCGGCGGGCACCAUGGGCCGCCUGCACUGCACGCAGGACCCGGUGCCCGAGGCCGUGGGCGGCGACAUGCAGCGGCUGAACCAGAUGGGCGCGCAGCAGUUCUCAGCGCUGACUGAAGUACUCUUCCACUUCCUCAUUGAGCCCAAAGAGGUGGAGCGGUUCCUGGCGCGGCUCUCCGAGUUUGCCACCACCUAUCAGAUGAGCCUUGGCCCCCUCAAAAGCAUCGUGAAAAGCCUCCUUCUGAUCCCCCACGGGGCCCUGAAGAGGAGUCUCGCAGCCGAGCAGGUCCGGGCUGACCUGCUCACUCUGGGUCUGAGUGAGGAGAAGGCUGUUCACUUUGCCGACAAGUGGAAGCAGACGGCCCCCAGGCUCGCACACUGGGCGGCAGGUCAGACUCUGAUGGUCAACCAGCUCAUCGACAUGGAGUGGAAGUUUGGAGUGGCCUCUGGGAGCAGUGAGCUGGAGAAAGUGGGGAGUAUAUUUUUACAGCUGAAGUUGGUGAUUAAGAAAGGAAAGGGAACUGAGAAUGUGUACAUCGAGCUCACCUUGCCUCAGUUCUACAGCUUCCUGCACGAGAUGGAGAGAGUGCGAGCCAGCAUGGGGUGUCUGGGCUGAUCCCCGGCCGCAGGCCCCUCUCCCACCCGCCCCAGCCUGCCCCUCGGGAGCCCUGCUA